Periophthalmus magnuspinnatus is the source of this 3244-nucleotide messenger RNA. RefSeq names its product cytochrome c oxidase assembly protein COX18, mitochondrial. The coding region runs from base 228 to 1172 and encodes 314 amino acids. Gene Ontology annotation, cellular component: mitochondrial inner membrane. Gene Ontology annotation, molecular function: membrane insertase activity. Gene Ontology annotation, biological process: protein insertion into mitochondrial inner membrane from matrix; mitochondrial respiratory chain complex IV assembly. The transcript is spliced from 7 exons. Lineage: Eukaryota; Metazoa; Chordata; Actinopteri; Gobiiformes; Gobiidae. The record is from RefSeq and is a predicted model, not a curated record.
GUAAACAUGAAACGUCAUCAGUGCGCGCGGGGAGAGCGUGGAGCUGAAGGUGAAGCGGAUCUGUCUGUGGUUCUGGUUCUGAAGUUCGGAGCGUCAGUGGAGUUAGCUACAGGCGGCUUAUAUGCCUGUAUCUAAGUGUGAAUAAUGUUUAUAUGUUUGAUGUAAUCAGGAGUAGCCUGUUUUUCAGUCGAGAUCGGACCCAUCUGUGAUCAGCAGCACGAACCCAAAUGUCAAAGAUGCUGCGUCUCUUGCGUCCAGCUCUAGUCUGUCCAGGCCCCUCCCUUGUGCCAUUGGCCCCGCCCCUCCACAUGCAUACACCUGUCCACAUGCACAGAGCUCACAUGCACACUCCAGUGCAGGUGGCAGAGCAGUUCCUGGUUGGACUUCAGGAGAUGAGCGGCGCCUCCUGGUGGUUGAGCAUAGCAGCAGCGACUUUGACCGUCCGCUCCACUGUGACUCUGCCUCUCGCCGCCUACCAGACUGUGAUCCUGCACCGGGUGGAGGCGCUGCAGAAGGAGAUUUCGGAGCUGUCCCUGAGGCUCAGAUAUGAAGUGUCUGUGAAAGCCAAAGAAGUCGGCUGGAGCCUGGACACCUGCAGGUUCCAGUUUAAGAAGAACAUGAAGAGGAUUGUGUCUGAACUCUACGUACGAGACAACUGUCACCCGUUCAAAGCCUCCAUCUUGGUCCUGGUCCAGGUCCCGGUCUGGAUCAGUCUGUCUCUGGCCCUCAGAGACCUCAGUCUGGACUCCAGCGCUGUGUACUCUGCGCUGGCUGCAGGGGGCGCUCUCUGGUUCAAAGACCUGACUGUCCCUGACUCCACCUGGAUUAUUCCUGUGUCUCUGGGGCUCACCAACCUCCUGCUGGUGGAGUUGGCGUCUCUGCAGCAGAGGCCUGUCUCCGGACGCUUCCAGAGGAUUGUCCUGCACUCGUUCAGAGCAGUGUCCCUCCUCAUGAUCCCUGUGUCUGCGUACGUCCCCACGUGCAUGUCUCUGUACUGGCUCUGCUCCAGUGCGGUCGGACUCGGACACAACAUGAUUCUCCGCUCCCCUAAAGUCCACAGACUCCUCCAGCUCCAGCCCAAGUCCAACACUCCCUACAGAGACCUGUGCGCCGCCUUUGUCACCAAGUAUCUGCGCAAAACCACCACUGAACAUGGCCCCAAACAAGACUAAAGCUUCACGUCAGAUGCCCUCCCUCGUUCUGGGCGUGGGUCAGAUGCCCUCCCUCGUUCUGGGUGUGGGUCAGAUGCCCUCCCUCGUUCUGGGUGUGGGUCAGAUGCCCUCCCUCGUUCUGGGUGUGGGUCAGAUGCCCUCCCUCGUUCUGGGUGUGGGUCAGAUGCCCUCCCUCGUUCUGGGUGUACGUCAGAUGCCCUCCCUCGUUCUGGGUCAGAUGUUUUCCUUCUUGUUGUUGAGUUUUUCAGACUUCCUUCCUCUCCUGGACUCAGGACAAUCACAGGAAGAGCUUCAGUCCACGACGUGACAAAACUUCAUUCAAACAGAAGGUGAACGUCUCAGUGCAAAAGUCCUGUUUAAAUUAUUGAACUAUUUGACUUUGUGAAAAUAUGGAAAAUAUGAUCUGUGGGUUAUUGGUUUAAUCUCUGAGUCACACCGUCGUUGUGUCUUCUGUCCUGGAAAAAAUCAUUGAUAUUGUGUUGAUUUAUGACGUUGAACUUUGUAAUGACUGGACCUGUCCACGUCAAACAACAACCACCACAGAGACUUGAACCAUAAACCAGGUCGACACGUCUGACACUCGACAAACUCACCUGAGGAUUCUCACCUGUCUCAGCUCCGUUUAAACUUUAUGGAUUACAAUGUGAUGAUGUCACAUGACCCCAGCCUCUCGCUGUGACAUCACAACAUUCUGUCGGCCAAUAAUAUUUCACACAGAUCAGUGCAUCUAAAAUCAAUACGGUAAAAGAAACAUACAGAGUCUAACUUCUUUUGAAACAUGUAGUUUUACUCUGGAUCAGAUCUGGACUGAGGGACACAGAUUGAAUCAAUGUGGUCAAAACUGUGAUAUUUCUUAUAAAAGCAAUUCAAUUCAUUUAUUUUUGUAAAGCCCAAAAUCACAACAACAGUUGUCUCGAAGGGCGUUCAUGUUUUGGUUCUAGAGAGUUUCUAGUGACUAAAGGAAAUGAUUUACCCUUUGGAUAUUUCAUAGAAAAGUUCAAUGUAAAGUACAAUGUGAGUAUGACAUCAUCACAGUCUAGAACCUGAAAACCUCCCGUCCGUGGGCUUCAGGCAGGUUCUCCGCUGUUUCAGCAAUAACACAAUUCAAACAAAAAACAAAGUGCAUCCUCCAGACCUGAGAUAUAAUGGUUUUUGUUCAAUUUAAUUUGUUUUUUGUGUUAUUUAUAUUGUUUUAAACAUGUGUCUUUGUGAAUUUAAAACUGUAAACUGUUUUUUAAAAGGACCUCCAGAAGCUUAACUGGCCCUCGGUGCAGCUGACGACGAUCUGAAUAAAAAAAACAUGUUUAAACUGGAGACCUGCAGAUUUAAACGUCACAACAGACGAGUGGAGCAAAUACAGACAUGAUACAGAGAAUUAAACACCAGAGACCAGAGCUACGUGAAACUAGCAUCAUCCAUAUGAUUAAUGCAUGUGCUGUGCAAAUAAAGUACACAAAGUACAGUUUUAUAUUCACAGGAGCAGUCUGUAGUACUGUUACUACUAAAUACUUCAUCAAUAAGGUUCAACAGAUCAAUAAAGUCAACAACUAUUUGACUUUACAAUUAGAAAAUCACAAAGGCUGCAACUGUUAAGCACGCAAGCUAACGGUCAUAUUAGCAUGCUAACUGUCAUGUUAGCACGCUAACUGUCAUGUUAGCACGCUAACUGUCAUGUUAGCACGCUAACUGUCAUGUUAGCACGCUAACUGUCAUGUUACAAACAUUAAACUGUUACAAACUCAAAUACUGUUCUAAUGUGAGACUUGUGUGUCUUAAAAUCUACAAGUUUAAGUAUCAGACAAAGUUAAAAUGACCCAGUGCUGAAACGCUAACGCUAACGCUGAUGCUAAAUACAAUGUUCUUAUUUGAAAUUGAUUUGUUCUUUUUGUUUAAUUUUGAAUCAGCUCUUUUCAUUUUAUAUACUAAACUGUGUACUCUGUGGACUUAUUUAAAUGUUGCAUCUCUUCAGAACAAUAGUCCCUGUGUUCUGUUUUUAUUUUCUGUAGUUUGAUAAUGAAAAGUUCUAAAAUGUCCAGGGACUCUGUUUAUUAUUAAAGCUCCAUAAUGUCCUC